This is a messenger RNA of Electrophorus electricus (electric eel), 8312 nucleotides long. RefSeq names its product eukaryotic translation initiation factor 4 gamma, 3a (gene eif4g3a). The record is from RefSeq and is a predicted model, not a curated record. Gene Ontology annotation, cellular component: eukaryotic translation initiation factor 4F complex. Lineage: Eukaryota; Metazoa; Chordata; Actinopteri; Gymnotiformes; Gymnotidae. Gene Ontology annotation, molecular function: protein binding; mRNA binding; translation initiation factor activity.
CCCCCCCCACAUUAAUAGGCUGUCUGUUCAUAAUCCACAUUCAUGUAGUUAAUGUCAAUGGUUUCCAGCCUCAAACCAGCUGCACACCUGCAAUGGAGCGUUUGGCAUGUGAACUGCUCUGACUCACACUUGAAGGGCUUCACCUCAUCACUUCCCUCCAGUGUGUUUAGAGCAGGAAAAUCUCUGAACCGUUGCCCUGCUGGUCUAGGAUCAGUGAGAUAACAGCUUAAGCCAGUCGAGCCGUGAUUUACGCCAAAGUGUAAAUUCAACUUUCUGCUCACGCCACCUUGCAGAAGUACGGCACAAGACUUUUCUCCAAAUAGCGUUUAGCACAGAAGCCGGAAAACUAUAGUGACUUCAAAAGCACUAUAGUGACUUCAAAAGCACUAUAGUGACUUCAAAAGCACUAAUGCGCUUCACACAAAGUCACUUCCCCGCUGCAAACAAUAAGAGCACAUAGAACACAGUCAGGAUCCUGUUAUCCAAUGAUAUUUACUGAAUUUGCAUGUGUUUCCAUAUUUGCUUGUUACUUUGCAUAUUUAAUCUAAAACACUGUAACAUAUGCAAAGUGAUUUAGUAAAUCACAGCUCGUUUUCAGUUGAACCGAUCGUUAUGAUACAUGUAUUUACUUGUGCUGUGGUGACUCCAGACUACUAACCAGAGAUUUAACAGGACUUGAGCUAUCGGUCAGCUUUUGCCAUUUUCCACAUGGGAGCACAUAAGCUAACACUGAAUGCAGUGUGUUUCAGUACCAGUGGACCAGUCUGGUGAGAGGACGCUGGUGCAUGCAUCGUGCAAUGUUUGAAGCCUUGCUUGUUGUGAUUACGUGCAGCCUGCUGUGUGAUCCUGAACGGGUGAAUUUGAUGGAAUAUCUGGAUUCGGGUCCAGCUCUGGAUUCAUGCACUACCUUAGCACAUGAGCAUGGAUUCAGGAUUGGUUAGGCCUUUGGCCCUCGGGAUCUACAGGCACAAUGGGAACCCGAGCCUUGAUACACUCACUCCCUUGCCUGGCGCUCCUCCCCGGGACUAUAUCUGCUCUUCAGCUAUGAAAACCGAGAUUCAGACACACCCAAGCCUGCAAGGGUCCUUGGAUAACGAUACAGGCCAGGAUUGGGCUAUGCAGAUGGGGAUACUGACUGUAAUUCAUCACCUCACUUCAGUUUACAAAAAAGAAGGGACAAAAGAAAAAUGAAAAAUGUGUCACACAAACAAAUUGUUUUAGGCUGCAGUAAACACGACAGGAAAUGAUCAGGAAAUGGGAAAUGAUCAAUUAUGUACCACCCCACCCACCUCACUCGUAUUCAAUUCCGAAUAACCUCAACAUUUUCUUUUUUAUCGUUUAGCACCAUAAGCCAAAAACAAAUCAAUUUGAACAUUUAAAUGUUCGCAUACAAUGAAUGUGUAUUUGUGCAUAUCAGUCAUUAGUCUACUGAGUAGUCUGGGGAAAGAUUUAUUCUGACAGUUGAUAGACUUCCCAAUGGAGCUUUUACCAUAAAAUAACUCGAAAUAAUGAUUUUAUAUUGGCACCCUUGUGCUCCACCCGUCAAGUUUGCUCUUGGGGAAUUUUUCAUAGACGUUUUAUGCUGAUGUGAAAUUAUAAAUGGUGUGAUUUUGAAAGCUUCGUGUCUCUUGUUUGUAUACCAGUCGCACCGGGUUCAUUUAAACUUUUUUUGGACUUUUUCUUCCCCUCUUGAACGUAUCACCGUUAGAUGGCACUGCACACACGGUCUUUGGGAAUAUCGUUAGAAAAGAGCGAAAGACUCGGUUUUGCUCGUAAUUUCAUUUCCACUUAGGACUAAAACACGCAUACCGUUUAUUGUUUAUUGAUUCUUGAGAUGCAUAUUAAAAAGUUUAUAAUCCAAGGGUGACUUUAUAGCCGCAUUCAUCUUGUCUGUGUGGAUGGUGUCAGGGUUAGACCACUCCCCUAAAGCUUUUCAGGUUUGUCUCGGAAAUAACAGACAAGCGACACUGUACGUAUAUUGUGCACAUUAAUUUACUGUCUGAAAUGUGACAUAUGGUGGAAUAAAUGCAUUGCUCGAAAUUUAGUGGAGGCACGUUGUGAGAAAUUCUUUGCAAGUGAGACGUCACUUUCACUAGCCAAGGUAAACCGAGCAUUCCCGAAAUCUGCCGACGUCUGUCGAGUCGUGCGUUCCUGCCGGACCGUCUGAGGCGGCCGCAACGCCACGCUGAGCGAACUCCUCGAUAUCAAUGAGAGAAUACUUUAAAAAUGAGGCGAAUAACGGCGUGAGGGAAGCCUGGAGACAGCCACCCGAAGAGCCGGAUUUAUACCGGGGUCCGCGAAGACACAGGGCGGAGAGGGGGGGGGGGGACCGAAACCUCUACCGUCCCAAUGAGCAGCGGAGCCUACAACCCCGAUCUUAAAAGCGACUAUACCGGAAAAAUGGCUUUUUUCCCCAAUAGCGAGAAAUACUUCUCCCACGGUGUAAGGAUUUAAGAAGACAGCCACCGAUUUCUGCCUACGUAUAGGUGCAAUCUGCGCCGAUAUUUCAGCCGCGUACUGUUUCCUUUUGUUUGUUUGUUUGGGGGUUUUUUUUGUUUGUUUGUUUUUUUGCGAUGAGUUUACCACCGAAAGUGGUGCCGAAACCGGCCGCCGGCGCAGUCGGUGGCCCUCUACCGGGGCCGUCGCCGUCGAGUCAGCUGCGGGCGACCCUGACCUCGGUAUCGUUACCACCGGGAGCCCCAGCCGCUCCGCAGCCGCCUGCCGUUCCGCCACACCAAAUCCCACGGGUGCCUCUGUCGUUGGAGGAGAGGAUAUUUCCUCCCCAGCCUGGGGUGACUGCAGUCUACAGUGUUCCAAGGCACCCUGGUCCUCAUUACCCAGGCCAUGAUCUGAGCAAAAGCCACCCUAGCCUGGCAGGGGCGGGGCCAGGGCCAGUCCACGCCCCUUCAUCCGCUCUGUCUCAGGUAUCUGCACCCCAAGCCCCGCCCUACCGCUACUUCAAAGGCUGGGAAGCAGGCGCAGGGCCCGCCUACGGCCCAUCCCAGAGUGCUGGCUCUGCACCCCUCAUGUACUCUCCACAGACUCAGCCAGUCAACAUGCAGCCUCCCAGUCGGCCGUUUGUGACGGCGUCCCGACCUGCCCACCACCAGGGAGGAUUCAGACCCAUUCAGUUUCUCCACAGGACUCAGAUGCAGGCGGUCCGGCCCUCCCUGGCCGCCAGCAGCCCGUCAUUGCGGGCCGGCUCUCAGGCGGCAGCGGCGGCGGCAGCCGUGUACUCAUCUAGUCAGCACAUCAUGAUGACUGUGAGCCCAGUACCGUUCCCCUCGCCCCAGACGGCCCAAUACUACAUCCCCCAGUACCGACCCAGCGCGCCCUAUGUCGGGCCCCCUCAGCAAUAUUCUGUACCACCCCCUGCCUCCGGAAACUUCUACCCCGGCCCCGGCCCCGGGGAAUAUCCUGCCCCUUACGCUGCAGGGCCAGCCUAUUUCUCAGGCCAGACAGUGUAUCCUUCCUCUACCCCCAUCAUAGUGCCUACAGCACCUCAACUUCCUCCACCUACCAAGCGUGAGAAGAAGCCAAUCCGCAUCCGGGACCCCAACCAGGGCGGGAAGGACAUCACAGAGGAGAUCAUGUCUGGGAGCGGACAUGCCACACCCCCUGUGGGCUGUCCCUCGAGCACCCCCACGCCCCCUCAGCAACGGAGUGCCAGUCAAACUCCAGAGCAGUCAGCGUACAGCGCGGAUCCACCCUACAGACUUAGCCCGGGGGCGGCAGAUUGCAAGCCCACUGCAGAGGACAAGCCCAGAGCAGUUUCUGGGCCCCAUAAGUCAUCAUCAUCAUCAUCUGGACUCAGGCCUCCACAGCCCUGCACAAACCAAAAGGACACUCCGAGUCUCCCUUUAUUGAACUCUCCUUCUUUCCCGGACCCGGAGGUGUCUGGAGCGCCCUCUAGUGCCCCUCUUCCACUCGGCAGCUGCAAGCCCACCGCUGCAGGAGAGCCAGAAGAGAUUCAGUCCUGUGCGGUCCUUGCCCGGUGCCCGCCGGCCCUCCCAGAUGACCCUCUUCCGGGGUCUUGCCCCAGUCCGCCAGCCUCCCCUUCUCCUCCCCUCAAAGUGGUCAACGGUUUGGCCGAGUCGCCGGCGCCCUCUCCUGGCCAUGACCAGGAGCUCCGCCUUCAGGAGACCCCCACUCCGCCUUUGCCCCAGCUGACCCUGAGCUCCCUCCUCACAGAGGAGCCUCGAACGCCGCCACCGCCGCCCCCUACCGACGAGAUCCCAGAGGAGCGGCCCGCAUCGCCGCCCGCCACCCCGAACACCUCGCUACCCUCCGCGGCCGCGCUAGCGUCCCCUCCUGGCCUGGCUGUGGUACUUCCGCCUCUUGCCAGCGAGACCAAUGAAGCCAGCAAGACCUCAGACAAUCACAGUGUCCACCUGAGAGCAGAAACCGCAUCACAGGGCUCUGGCCGCGCUUCUGACGCACAAGCUCAUUCCCGAAAGAUACCGCCAGCAGUUCAAGCUGUUUCUGCUACACCAAAGGGCUUCAAGAGACCAAAUGAAGGGAGCGUGACUCUAGAACCUUCGCAGGAGGAGAAGGAGGAGGCACCAAGCAGGGACGGCUCCGCCCGGGAGGUCUCUCGGUCGGCCUCGGAAGCCAGAAACGGCCCCUCCCCGGCUCCAGCGCUCCUGGAGAAGCCUUCCGUUCCGGCCGAGAAUGGGGAGACGGCGUCGGACCUGCUACGGAACGGAGACGAGCCGGAACGCCCAGAGGGCGGGGUCACUCCCGGGGAGAGGAGGGGCUCUACUGCAUCCCCACCCCCUCUGUUACUCGUUUCCGAUGCGCUUCUGCAGACCAAUGGCAAAAGGCAGUAUGACCGAGACUUCCUGCUGGGCUUCCAGUUUACGCCGGCCUGUGUGCAGAAGCCCGAGGGCCUGCCCCAGAUCAGCGACGUGGUUCUGGACAAGAUCAACCAAACCAAGGUGCCAACGAGAGCCGCGGACUCACGGCUCAUCUCCAGGGGGCCGGACUUCACGCCGGCAUUCGCUGAUUUUACAAGGCAGAUACCAGGAGGACGGGGUACAGCGCUCCUCUGUUUGAGUAACCGUCGCCCCCCGCCCCGGAAGAUAAUCACCAACGUCUCCGUUAACGACGACGUGCAGCUGAAGAAGGCGGAAAAUGCCUGGAAGCCUGGCGGGAAGAGGGAGGGACUCGCCGAGGACCCUGACACCCAGAAGACGCAGGAGCUCUUCCGGAAGGUGCGCAGCAUCCUGAACAAACUCACGCCACAGAUGUUCACACAACUGAUGAAACAGGUGGCAGAGCUGACUGUGGACACAGAGGAGCGCCUCAAGGGCGUCAUCGACCUGGUGUUCGAGAAGGCCAUCGACGAGCCCAGCUUCUGCCUGGCCUACGCCAACAUGUGCCACUGCCUGGCUACGCUGAAGGUGCCCAUGGCGGAUAAGCCCAGCACCACGGUGAACUUCCGGAAGCUUCUGCUGAACCGCUGCCAGAAGGAGUUUGAGAGAGACAAAAUGGACGACGCUGCGUUUGAGAGGAAGCAGAAGGAGCUUGAUUCUGCGGCAUCAGGCAGCGAGCGGGAGCGUCUACAGGAGGAGCUGGAGGAGCAGAAGGAUCGUGCUCGCCGACGCUCCACCGGCAACAUCAAGUUCAUCGGCGAGCUCUUCAAGCUGCGCAUGCUGACGGAGCCCAUCAUGCACGACUGUGUGGUCAAGCUUCUGAAACACCAUGAGGACGAGAGCCUAGAGUGUCUGUGCCGGCUCCUCACCACCAUCGGCAAGGACCUGGACUUCGAGAAGGCCAAGCCUCGCAUGGACCAGUACUUCAACCAGAUGGAGAAAAUCGUCAAAGAGCGCAAGACAUCGUCUCGUAUUCGCUUCCUUCUUCAGGACGUGAUUGACCUGAGAUUGCACAAUUGGGUGUCACGCAGGGCUGACCAGGGGCCCAAGACCAUCGAGCAGAUCCACGAGCAGGCUAAACUUGAGGAGCAGGAGGAGCAGAGGAAGGUGCACCAGCAGCUGCUCUCCAAGGACAACAAGAGGAGGCCAGAGCGGCGGGACCCGCAUGGCGCGAGGGACGAGACAUGGAACACCGUACCCGUGACCAACAACCGCCGUGCCAUUGACCCCACCAAGAUCCCCAAGAUCUCAAAGCCACAGUUAGAUGAGAAGAUCCAGUUGGGGCCAAGGGCCCAACUCAACUGGGUGAAGGGUAGCAGUGGAGGAGCCAAGGCUAGUGAUCCUGACUUGUCCCGCUCUAGUAGCAAUAGCCUGAACCGGUUCUCGCCGCUGCAGUCAACUUCAACCCCAACCGCACUGCCUGCACCCCCGACCCCUGAUCCUGACUCCAGACCGCUUCUAGCAAGCCGGGGCCACACUGGUCGUGAACGGAGCGAUAGGCCUCUCAGUUCGGGUCCCUCGAGACCGGCGCCCCUGAGUCACGGCGGAGGUGGUAACAGGGAGCUGGCGGAGGGGAUGGUUGCCGAGGAGACCCACGAGGACGCCCUCUCCAUUCCACACAAGGCUAACGUCUCAGGGGACAGGAGUCGCGAAGCCAUAAAAACAGAGAGCCCGGUAACGGUGGCUCCGGUGAAGCCUGUCCUGUCUGAGGAGGAGCUGGAGAAGAAGUCCAAAUCAAUCAUCGAUGAGUUUCUGCACAUCAGCGACUACAAGGAGGCAGUGCAGUGUGUGGAGGAGCUCGAGCAGGCGUCACAGCUGGCUGUGUUCGUACGGGUAGGGGUGGAGUCAACGCUGGAGCGCAGCCACAUGGCACGGGAGUACAUGGGCCAACUCCUGUACCAGCUGACCCAGAAAGGCAGCCUGCCCCGAGAACAGCUCUACGCAGGGUUUGCGGAGACACUGGAGAUGGCAGAAGACAUGUCUAUAGAUGUCCCUCACAUAUGGUUGUACCUGGCUGAGGUGUUAUGCCCUCUUCUCAGGGAGGGAGGCAUUCCCCUAAAGGAGCUGUUUAGUGAAUUAAGUAAACCCUUACUUCCAGUGGGAAGAGCUGGCAUUUUGUUCUCAGAAAUACUACACCUACUAUGCAAGCAAAUGAGCCAUAGGAGAGUGGGAGGUUUGUGGAGGGAGGCUGGCCUGAACUGGAAUGAUUUCCUCUCAGAAGACCAGGAGCUGCAGAGCUUUAUCUCGGAGCAGAAGCUGCAGUUCACAUUGUCUGAUGUUUGCUCCGCCUCCUCUAAGACCCGCCUCUCCCCAGAUGAGCUACACUUGCAGCUUGAGCACCUCCUACUGGAGGACAUGGCCAGUGAUGAGCAGAUCUUCGACUGGGUGGAGGCCAAUUUGGAUGCAUCUCAGAUGAGCUCCACGGCAUUCCUCAGAGCGAUCACGACUGCGGUAUGCAAGGCGGCGGUUAAAGAUGAAAACACCUCCUGCAGAGUGGACACAGGUGCCAUUCGGAAGCGCCUGCCCGUGUUACACAAGUACCUGAACUCUGACACGGAGCGACAGUUACAGGCGCUUUAUGCGCUGCAAGCUUUAAUAGUGGCCUUGAACCAACCACCCAAUUUGCUGCGGAUGUUCUUUGACUGCCUCUACGACGAGGACGUGAUUUCAGAGGACGCCUUCUACCAGUGGGAAUCGAGCACAGACCCGGCGGAGCAGCAGGGGAAGACUCCAGCGCUCAACUCCGUCAUGGCCUUCUUCACCUGGCUGCGCGAAGCGGACGAGGAGUCCGAAGACAAUUGAGCCCUGGAGGCACGCUGCCGGGAUACGUUCAAACUCUACAUCCUCGUAACUCGGGACAAACUAGUUAGCCACAUGCCCCCCCUGGUGGCCAGACACAGACACAGACGCGGUAGUGGCUGACUUUAACGCGGUACGACUUCGGAAAGCUCCGUAAAGUUGUGUUCGCAUUCCUGUGCCAGGAAUGGCUGAGCAGUAGAACCGUGUAUCAAAUAUAGAAAAUAUUUUUUUCAUUUUAAAAAUCAACAUUUUCUUGUUCCUUUUGUUACUUUUAAGGAAAAGAAUUAAAAGAAAUAGGUCCUGAAUUCGUUAAUUUAUUAUUUUUUUAAAAGACUGCAAAUAUGGGAGUCUAUUUAAAAUUUGCAGGUGCUCAUGAUAAGAGCAUUGAUAGAAAUAACAAAAAUAAAUAAUUAUCUUAAUAAUAAUGAUUAUUAAGAAAUAUGUAAUUAGCCUACAAUUUGUCUGGCUUGCAUCUGUGUUGAAGAGAAGGGAAAGGUUUAGUAUGAAUGGCAAGAGACAGAAGAAACCGACUGUUUGGUACCUCUGUGCUCAGGUCUCAGGUUCUCUGGAGUGGGACCAGUGACUGUUUCUGUUGCUCCGUCUUGCUCAUUGUGGAAAGUGGUUAAUUUCCCCCCCCCC